GUCGAGACAUUGCGGUCCUGCCUAGAAUUUUUUCUCUGGUAAAUGUUAGACCUGUGUGCUUGUAUUUUCAACAAGUCAUCAUGGAAAUUCUUGUUCUGGUUGUGGUUAUUUCAGCCACUCAUGUCAACAGGCAGAGCGUUCUAAGGCCAAUUUGUUUUCCCAGGGAUUGUGCUGUAUGUCAAUAUUCCAUGAAAUGUAGAACGAAUCUAUAUAGUACUUAUUUGUUGAGGCAGGGGAACAAGCUGUUUGUUGACUGAGAUUGUGUGCUUUUCAACUGAUUGCGUUGGGAAGUGAAUCGUCAGCAAAACAUACAAAUGAACAGGAGUUCAAACAGACUAAUAGUUUCUAUUUCAACUUUAGGUUGUUUUGGUUGCCAGAAAACAUUACAUCACUACUCCGAGAACCGUUAUUUGAAGGUCUCCACCAUGAAGCGAGUUAAUUUUCAAAAUCCAGGUCCGUUGACAUCUAUCUCAGAAGGACAGUCCGGAGAAGAUUCGGGAUCGCUUGCUAGUGAAGAUCUAGGCAUGGAAUUCGAGCGAUCCCGCCCACGUCACCAUAGCAUCCAUGAAAUCAUAGCAGCAAAAGCAGCUUCAAAGGUCUUCAAAGCAAAAAUGUUGGCUGCGAGGAAAACAAAGAGAAGGGACGAUGGAUUUGUAGAGAUCACCCAUGCGGAUUAUCCUCUGGUCCGAGAUGACACUCUUUAUUCGCGAGGGAAAUCUGCCACCGCAGCCAGUGUACGCAGCAGCAGCGUGAAUGUGGACGACUCUUUAUCAAGAACAAUGAAAUACAGCAUGGAACCACUUCGUAGAUUUCAAGAACCGGAAGUGAAGCAAAUAAUCAAAAGUGUCUUCAUUGAGCAGCUCAGCGAUAAAGACUACACUGCGGACAUGUGCCGAUUCACGUCAAGGGUUUGUGCUGACAUCAUCAAAGAAAAGGUUAAGAGGCUCUUCUUGCCUCGUUAUAAAUUCAUUUGCCUUGUUCACAUGGGACAAAUCGGACAGCAGAGUAUGCGAGUCGCAAGCAGGUGUUCCUGGGAUACACGCGUCGACGAUUUCGCUGAAUACUGCUACAUGAACGGCACAUUAUGGGCGGUUGGUUUGGUGUAUGGAAUUUAUUGCGAAUAGCCAGAGUGAGGAUCAAGAAUUGAAGUUGCCUUGGAUCAACGAGGCCUUAGCGAUUAUUAUCUGCACUCCGAUAUGAGACGGUGAACAAUGUGAGAAUGGAUUUAUUAGCACAACAAAACGACAGGAAAGAUUUGCCUUUCUGCCAAGUAUAAUAUAUCUGACAGCAAAUUGGGAUUAAAAGACAGUAUUUUCAAAGCAUGUACGAGGGCAGUAUUUUGAAAAACUCGGGUUCUGGAGGCAUGGAGGAAGCCAAGUGCAAACGAGUGGCUAUUGCUGUUGUUGAUGACGAUCUUACUGACAGUUCUUUGAUGGAAAAUAUUGCAUCACUAGCCGAGUACCCGAGAAUUACUCAUCGACAGUAUGUGAUUAAUAAAAAAGAGCAACAAAACGCGAUAUGGAAUGACAUGUUAGGAGCACGAGGGAAAAUAUCGUUUAAGAAAGAAAAUAGAAUAUCGACAAUCGAGGCUGCGUUACAUUGGUUUGGGAACCUCUUGUUGUUUAUUGCAUUGAUAUUCAGCUAUUCUAAAGAUACUCUUACCGGGAGUUUAGUUCUCAGAACAACCAUCUUGGAGUUAUUGUUUAGUGUGUCUGGGAUCCUUGUGUCGUGUUAUAAACAGUGGCGAGCUUGGGGCUCGGUAACAAGUGCGAAUGAGCCAAUCUCUGCAGAGUCUAAUGGAAUCAAAAAUAGCAAUGCUGUCCAUAUGAAUGGUUUUAUCAUCACUAGCAAUCUCGCAGGCUGUGCUUUGAUUUGCAGUGGAUUCACGCUUUUGCUUCUUUUUGAUAGGAGCGAAUACACGUUUCUUAAAAGCACUAUGUACUUCACUGGGCUCACUAUAUUUGCACUUAUGAUUGUGGACAACGUAAUUAUGAAUAAAAUGUCUGAGGGAAAGGCAAUCGUUGAACAAGAUCAGUUUAAGCUGCUGAUUCAUGAAUUAAAAGAAGAGUUGUUCGAAGAACUACAGCUUAGCAAUAAGUAUGAAAGGGUGAAAACUUUGAGGGAUUACAUUGAGAAAUUUGACGCAUUUAAGUUGAAAUCAAAGGGGUAUAUUUAUCCAAUUUAGUCCAAAUUGUGCAUUCCUUUAUGUGGUGGAGGCUCGCGUCUUUCGCGUCAGACCUCGAUUUGUUUGUUUCAGAAAAGACUUUUUACUGCAGAUUAUAUAUAACUAAAGGUUUCUGUUUUCCAAAUUUGCAUUGAGUAUUUUAUAAGCCUGACCAUCCACCAUACGAUUACUGAAAAGUUAACUCUUGAAAACAUCAAACAUUGCAUUAGGUAAAAUGAAAGACUGUUUUGUGCGUAAGCGAGACGACGUUGGUUUCAAGCGUAGAGAUUGAAGAAAAACCUAAUAUAAAAAUUUCUAAAUUAGUAAGUCGAUUUUGAAUUGAUUUAUUAGUCUCGCAUAGACUCAUUUUAGCCUGCAUUCAUCUGAGUUAGAUUAACGGAAGAGUUGAAUAAUUGAAAGCCGAAAGAUAAUAUGCCGUUGCCAGAGUUUCUCCUCGGCAAUUUUCCGAGCCAUUGGGGCUUCUCGUUUGAAAUAGCAAGAAGCAAUAUUGAAAGCUUCACGUUGAAGAAAAUUCGUGUAUAAAGCCUCCAAACGAAAGGUGCUUGGGGGACAUGAAGAAUCUGAAAAGGUAUCAUGUUUUGCUAUAUGUCAUAUUUUUAGGAGAGCGUUCCCUAAUCCUAGACAAGCUGUGAUUCCUUGAUUCAGUCAAAUAACUCCUUGAAGUGUAUGACAAGAGGUUAAUCGAAUUAUCCAAGCCAGAUUCUUCACCUUUGCCAUUUCUUUGACCAUUUGUUUGACCAUUUGUUGGACAUUUAGAAUCUCUGAUGACCAUAUUUUUAGCAAUACUAUCAGUGAAAAUUGAAAAUGGCAUUAAAAUUUUGUAUAUCGGCCGAAAAUGCUUGUAGAAAUGAAAAUUAACAGCUUGAUGUAAAAGUUUAAUUUGUAAGUAGCAUCUAAUAAUUGUUCAUGAAUGUUGAUUAUGAUGUUGUUUUUACUAACUGCUUGCUCGUUUUGUAAAGGCGUUUCAGCUGCAAAAUUCUGUUGGUCAGUUAAGCAAAGAUAUUUUCCUUUUUCAAGAAUAAGUAACUAUAUAUUUUACUUCGAAUGUGCAAGGCGAACAUUUUAAUGCUUCUCGAUAGCACGUUUUUAUUUAGUUUGAUCAAUGGAGUCUUGGGCCUUGGACGAAUGAACUGAGCAAUUCACUGACAAACGCCUAACAUUGAAGUUGUUGAAAUUUAUUAUCUUUUUCGAUUGUUGAGCAUUGUUAUGCUGCUGAAUAAUGUUCACUAAAUGUUUGAAGAGAGAAAAAAUUGUUUGGUAAACAAGAUUGCUUCAGUUGCAUGUCCAGUUCAUUUGGCCAUCCAACUGAACCAGUGGCGGCGCCA
Molecule: messenger RNA, 3510 nt
Organism: Rhopilema esculentum
Lineage: Eukaryota; Metazoa; Cnidaria; Scyphozoa; Rhizostomeae; Rhizostomatidae
Product: dynein light chain Tctex-type 5-B
Biological process (GO): microtubule-based movement
Cellular component (GO): cytoplasmic dynein complex; cytoplasm
Molecular function (GO): dynein intermediate chain binding
Source: RefSeq, a predicted model, not a curated record